CCAGCAAUAUUAAUACUGACAGGAUGACUGACAGCCCAAAGAAAAAUGUACUGGUCAUUGGCGGCGGCGCAGUGGGUGCCAUUGCAGCCCUCAAUCUUGAGCAAGGCGGCCUCGCUGCUGUCACCGUCGUGCUACGGUCAAACUACCACGUCGUGAACGAGUUUGGGUAUGAUAUCGAGUCAUGUGACCAUGGUGUGCUAAAGGGAUGGAAGCCGACUCAUGUCCGCGCUGAAGUCCCUGACAUCACCAAAGAGUCCCUCAAACCCUACGACUAUAUUAUUUGCACGACCAAAAACAUCCCCGACAUCCCUCCUUCCCUCUCCUCCCUCCUUUCGCCAGCCCUGCCCUACGAAAAUACCACCGCCGUCCUCGUUCUCAUUCAAAACGGCCUCAACAUCGAAAAACCCCUUCAAGACGCCUUUCCCACCACGCCCAUCCUGUCAGGGGUCAGCCUUAUCGGCUCCGCCGAGAUACGCCCCGGAAAGAUUAUCCAAGAUGACCACGACCGCCUCCUCGUCGGCCCUUUCCAGAACCGCUCACUGGCUUCCGUCUUACAGAUCGAGGCGAGUCUGGAUUUCGUGAAGAUAUAUAAAGCGGGCGGAAAAACGAACUGUACCUAUUCGCCGGACGUAGAGCAUGACCGGUGGCGGAAGCUGGUGUAUAAUGCGUGCUUGAACCCCAUCUGUGCGAUCACGGGGCUCGAUACGGGGAGGAUCCGGUUGGCGGAUGGGGGCAUUGAGGGGCUGGUGAGACCGGCCAUGGAGGAGAUUGUAGCCGCAGCGAAGCAGAAGGGGGUGUUGUUGGCGCCGGAUGUGGUUGAUGUGAUGAUUGGAAUUGAUCCGCUGGAGAUUUAUUUGAGUCCGAGUAUGUUGGCUGAUGUGAGGAAGAACAAUUUUAUUGAGUUUGAGAAUUUACUCGGCGAACCGCUGCGCGAGGGAAAGGCGCUGGGUGUGCCGAUGCCGACGCUCGAGGUGCUGUACAACAUCUGCAAAACGAUACAAUGGCGAACGAAGGAAGCUAGGAACAUGGUGGAGAUCCCACCGAAAAAGAGCGUGGUGAAGAGUUGAAUGGCUUAGGAUGCGGUAAGUUGGCUGUAUAUGAAUCUUUAUCGCAACGAUAUCACUUUAUCUAUAGUAAUCAACUAUCGGAGGCCUACCUAUGACCGCGAACCUGCUAAUUAUACACGUCCGAUCUACAGUAGCUUAGAUUUGACACCAGGGACAAAGUAUAUGCAGACAGUCAGCGCUGUUCUGAUGGAUUCAACCAAAGCGCAAAGCCAGAGUUCUUGCGUCUAAUUCGCAGGAUUCUGAAAAUAGCUAAGGAGAUUGUGUUCGCCACAACGGUAUUGUCUACAUUGUCUUUCUUUGUGGUAAGCCUCAUGAAAGCCUUGGAGGCGUACAGGCUUUGUCCUUUUGUCCCGAUAGUCCCUAAUCUUGACCCAUAGCCAUUAAAUUUGCGUCAACCUUUGUUUCAUUAUGUAGUGAACAAAGCAUUUCCAUUUCAAG
Mytilinidion resinicola is the source of this 1505-nucleotide messenger RNA. RefSeq names its product 2-dehydropantoate 2-reductase. Lineage: Eukaryota; Fungi; Ascomycota; Dothideomycetes; Mytilinidiales; Mytilinidiaceae. Gene Ontology annotation, molecular function: 2-dehydropantoate 2-reductase activity. Gene Ontology annotation, cellular component: cytoplasm. The record is from RefSeq and is a predicted model, not a curated record. The coding region runs from base 24 to 1067 and encodes 347 amino acids. The transcript has 3 exons. Gene Ontology annotation, biological process: pantothenate biosynthetic process.